AUGACGACUGACAGUGCAGGUGUUGUUCAGAGGGCUGGUGCCUCUGUUCCUAAAACCUAUGAAGGCGAGGACAUGUAUCAACUCCCCAAGGUGAAUAGGGAGUACGAGAAACAGUUUGCCUCCCUUUACACUCACAGACUGAUGAAACUGAGACCCCGGGUACUAGCAAUGGCUAGUGCAAAGUGGACCAAUGAGACUAUCAAUGGUGAAAAGGUUGUUCGUCUUUCCAAGAUCCUAGACAUUGCCCAUCAGCAACCGUGCUACAUGGUGGGGACUGUAUAUUGCGACAUGCAAUUCAAGCCAAAUGUCUUAAAAGACGUGAGUGAAAAUAUGUAUGGUGCUCCUCCUAUUGUUGAAGGAAAUCCCUUGGAUGCCACCAACCGCAAUUUGAGACAGACAUCGUAUUCGAAUCCAGCCACUGACCAGAUCGCUCUGGAAGACGAAUCUGGAAGAGUGUUGUUGAGUGGAGACAUCAUCGACAACACCGUGUUUGUAACUGGAUGUGUUUUUGGGGUUUUGGGCUUGGAGCUGGAAUCUGGAGUGUUUGAGGUGGUUGACGUUGUGUAUCCAGAGAUUGCUCCACAGGUUCCAAGGAGCCUGGAUCAUGUUGUUCCCUCCAAGAUUGCAUUGGUAUCUGGGAUGUCUAUCAACUCCAGUGACCUUGAUUUGGUCAAGCUGGAGAUUUUGAAGGAGUAUCUUACUGGUGAGCUUGGAAAUGACGAGACUCGUGCGGCUUCUGCUCAGAUAUCCAAGCUCAUCAUUGCCGGUGACUCGAUUCAGGUAUCACAAUCGCUAAUAGGAAAGGAUUACGCAGCCAACUCCAAGUCAAAAUACAAGAAGAAUCAUAGGACAAAUUAUAAUGCGGAAGCGGUGAAUAUCCUUGAUUCGUUUCUCUGCGAUGUUCUGCAGUCUUUGCCUGUUGAUAUCAUGCCUGGUGAAAACGAUCCAGCAGAGCUCAGCUUGCCACAACAACCUCUACAUGUUGCUUUCUUUCCAAAAUCGAGGCAAUUCAUAAACACCGAGUCCAGGCACUUCAGACCACUCACUAACCCGGCAAGACUCGAGAUAGACGGGCUGCAUCUACUUGGCACCAGUGGUCAGAACAUCAACGACAUUUUCAGAUACGUGCUGCCCAAUGCGGCUGCUUCAACGGGUACCACUCCGACAGAUGAUGACCACGUUGAGUCGCGCAUUGGUCUGAUUGAGGCAAAUAUGUACUGGCAAAACAUUGUUCCUACAGCACCAGAUACGUUAUGGUGCUACCCAUACCAGGACGAAGACCCAUUUACCUUGUACGAGACCCCACACGUUUACUUCGUUGGAAAUAUGCCCAGAUUUGAGACACAAGAGACUGUGUUGCACCAGAAGUCCGGAAAGGAGGUGAAGGUGCGUGUUAUUGCAGUUCCUAAUUUCAGUGCUACUGGAGAGAUUGUGCUACUCGAUACAGCCAGUCUUGCCUGUGAAACGGUGAAAAUUGUUGGGUAA
Molecule: messenger RNA, 1485 nt
Organism: Kuraishia capsulata CBS 1993
Lineage: Eukaryota; Fungi; Ascomycota; Pichiomycetes; Pichiales; Pichiaceae
Exons: 2
Coding region: 1-1485 (494 amino acids)
Biological process (GO): DNA replication; DNA strand elongation involved in DNA replication
Cellular component (GO): delta DNA polymerase complex
Molecular function (GO): DNA binding
Source: RefSeq, a predicted model, not a curated record